Molecule: messenger RNA, 1446 nt
Organism: Glarea lozoyensis ATCC 20868
Lineage: Eukaryota; Fungi; Ascomycota; Leotiomycetes; Helotiales; Helotiaceae
Exons: 2
Coding region: 1-1446 (481 amino acids)
Source: RefSeq, a predicted model, not a curated record
AUGGCGACUGCACUACAACCACCAAGCACUCCCCCUCCACAUUCUACCCUCAACACUCCUAGAACACCUCGACAUGGAGCUUUCGAAGACGACUAUCAGCCAUACUCGCCACGAAAGUCAAGCCGCAUAUCUCAACGAGCUCGAGACACCAAUACUCCACCUCCUCGUCAAACCUCGAGCAGUAUGCGAAAUAAAUCAACUCCACAAACAUCACGCAUUGCUUCAACUUCGAAUGCUUUUGCCAACACGCCAGCCUCUCCUCCAAUGACCUCCAAGAGACGAACCCCGAGACAACUAGGUCACUUCGAAGGAGGAUCAAGAUCGGGCGCUCUUGACAUUGAGUCUACUUCUUCCGCAGCCACUGUCCUUGGUCUACCUACACCCUCAAGAACCGAUAAGAUGGAUGUCUCUCGAUCUGCUUUGCGAAACAACGGCAUGUUGCCCACACCGGCAAAGACUCCGCAGCGUGCCAGUGCCACAAAUCUGGCCGUGAAGGGGGUUGCGCGCAAUAUAUUUCCCACUCGCGGUGGUACCGAUGAUGAAAUCAUGCCCACACCAAGAAAAAAGAGCAAUAAGAAAUAUAGUGGCUUCACAAUUAACAGUUUCGGCGUCGAUGAAGAGGACUCUCCAAUCGCAAUUUUUACCGAUUCUCAUGAUCGGGUACCCUCGCCUGAUAUCAGCGAGGAUAAUCCAUUUUACAGCCAGCACAAUAACGUACCAGCCGAGCCUGUUCGACGUACCAGCAAGCGCAGAAAGGUUUCAGUGAAAGGAGAAGAGGAUCAAGAAAUGACCGAUAUUGGCAGUCGCAAGGACGGGCUCGUUUAUAUCUUCCGUGGUAAACGAGUGUUUCGAAGGUUUUCUGAUGCCGUUGAUGUCGAUGAAGACGUCUCAAAUACUGCACCGAUCGGGGAAUCCUCAGAGACUGAGAUUGAUGUGAACGACCUUCCAAAUCAUCAAGGACCUCUUACUCGCUCAUCUGUAGUCCCAAGACUCCUGUUUGCAACCGAAGAACAGAAAAAGGAAAAAGAGGCGCGUUUGAAAGCUGCCGAGGAAGAAGAAGCUGAUACCGAUAUCGAGCUUCCCAUCAUGGCAUCAAGCAGUUCUCGUCGUCGCACUGGAAAUCGCACUGAUGCGCUCAUGGAGUCUACACCUUCUGAACAAGUGGACUGCGAUAUUACCACUCCAAAAGCUCCACGCUUUGCGCCUUACUCCCCUCCUACGACCGGCAGAGCUACCAGAUCCCAGAAGCUGGAGCUAAGUGAUCCUCCGACUGAAAGCGACGACGAUCGGCCAACUACUCCUACACAUAAGCUUACCGCCUCGAAAAGGGUUAGUCCUUUCAUGGGUUGGCAACGGACAAAAGGCGAGGCCGCUACGAGCACUAAAAAGAGACAAGCGACAUCAUUGCCGCAGUCCUCGACCGGAAAGAAGGCUCGUCGAGUCUAG